CCGCCAGGCAUUUUUCCAAUGGAUCACAACGCUUUGGUAUACAUGGCUAUCGCCUUGUGCUACUUCAUGGUGCUUCAGGCACCAGUCGUCCAGUCGGAGUGCUGCGUCGAUGCAAAGAAAAUCGACUACACUGUGGUGGAUGGGACAUGCGCAUCGGCAGGGGGAAAAGCAUCCGAUAACGGCAAAUGUGUUAUCACCAUAUGCGGCAAUGGAGAAGCUCUCAGAGGCACUUACUGUGGCAGAGGAUCAUGCAACGUGCUCGGCUGCAAUUGCGACGGCGGUUGCCUUGGCUCUGGUUGGGAAGAAACUUUUCUUCAAAACGCAGCGCAGUACAAAGUUUCCCUCUUGGGAUGGUCAUGGACAAGUCUAUCUGCAGCAGAGCGAGUUUAUGAAGGAGGAUUGAAGAUCUUGGACGAAGCUAAGAUAAAUUGCCCGACUAGAAGAUACCCCGAGCCUUCCAGCUUCAUCGUAUAAUAAUACAGAAGUUUCAAGCGUCUAUAGUCAAGUCGGAGUGCAUAGUGGUGGAUGGGAGAUGCUCAUCAGCUGUGGGAAAACAUCCGAUUAAGGCAUUUGUGAUAUCACCAAGCAAAAGCGCUCAGAGGUACUCACUGUGGCAAGAGAUCGUGCAACACGUUCGGAAGAACGUUUUCUCCAAGUCUACCAAAAGUACACAGUUGGGAUCUUGGCAUGGUCAUGGAUAAAUCUAUUGCAAGCAGGUAGAGUUUUUGAUGGUGGGCUGAAGAUUUCGGCCUCGGUUAGAUUUAAAAUUUUAAAUAUAUGUGAUAAGAAGCAACGAUAUAAUGUGACUUAAGC
Molecule: messenger RNA, 813 nt
Organism: Drosophila novamexicana
Lineage: Eukaryota; Metazoa; Arthropoda; Insecta; Diptera; Drosophilidae
Product: protein Diedel-like
Exons: 2
Coding region: 19-474 (151 amino acids)
Source: RefSeq, a predicted model, not a curated record